UGGCCCGAAACCCGCUACAACUCCCUACUAUUUAAAUGCCCGGAACACGAACGUUACAGAACGUAAACGGCGUCACCUACCACGACGUUAUUUGAGCCCUGAUCGUGAGAAAGGAGCAGUGGCAAAUUACUUUCGGAUAGGGUCUACGAUACAGUCCACCGCGGCUCGGGAAGGUUUUCAAAACUUUCGUGAAGGAACGGUAGUGAGCUUCCACGACACGGCGGCGCUUGGUCAGCCGGGCGUCGGACGAUGAACCAGUUACUAGCAAGUUCGCGAAUGGAGUAUCGCGCGCGCCCAGCGGGGGACGAAGUACUUUCUACUAAUUGAGACGGAGAUGGGGACCAGGUUUGGAGGGACCACUGUGAAGACAUAGAGACGAGGAGCAAAUAUGCUGAGAGCAUGCUUCAGCUGGCCACAACCAUUUGGCCUUACAGGGACCGCAUCGAGUGGUGCUACGACACGAUGAGGGAGUACUUCUUUGGUGGCGGCCUCGAGCGCAGCCUGCGAAGGCACUACAGGAAAAUGGGUCUGCCAUGUUCCGAGUCCAUUCUCGAGCAAGCCAAAGAAGUCCUGGGAUUUGCUGAGGAAAAGGUGCGUCUUCUGGACGUUGGAAGUUGCUACAACCCUUUCAGUGCUUAUGGAGAUGUGGAUGCACUUGCCAUCGACCUGACGCCUGCUACAGAGGAUGUCAUACAGUGUGACUUCUUGAAGCUGAUGAUUGUGCCCGGAAAGGACGAGAAGGCAGCCAGCAGUGUUAAAACACCUCUGGAGGCACUGCCCGAGAGCAGCUUCCAGGCAGUUGUUUUCUGCCUCGUCCUCGAGUACUUACCGUCCUGCACACAGCGAUGGUCCUUCUGCCGUAAGGCAGCCUUACUGCUUAAGCCUAACGGCCUCCUAUUCAUUGUCACACCAGACUCCAAGCACCAGCAACGAAAUGCUGCCAUGAUUGCAAGCUGGCGAAGCGCACUUGAGCACAUUGGACUUCUCAGAGUUCGCUACGAGAAGAGGCAGCACCUGCAUUGCAUGGCUUUUAGGAAACACGUUCAUCGUCAGGCAGACGAAAGACGUGACCUAAGUAUCACCGAACAUCGAAGAACUGUAAUGGAGGAGGUGUUGUGUAGAGGUGACAUGUGCACACAUGACUUGAGAAAUGUAAUGUACCCCUCUGAUGAUUCAGCGAUUAGCAACAAAGAAAAUUUUGCCUCUCAUAUCAUCGGCACAGCAAAUGACAGCAGAGGUAGUAUGGCCGGACGUUACAGUAAGACAUCCGGUGUUGAGUAUGAGGGAGCAGACAAAGAAUGUCAAAGUUCCAAUAAUGCAGAAUCAAGUAUGAGUGUGACAAAGUCUGUUGCCGAGCACACAGAUGAAGGUUUGAGAAAAGCAGCAGUAGUAGCCAGUGCACCUGCAAGCAACAUUGGUGCAAGAUGCCAGAGCGACACGGUAGACAUGGAAGUCAACAAAUGUUUCGCAGAUACUGAAGAAAGCAUUGCUCAGCUAAUGUACAUACCGCAGGACUCGCGGGAUUAUGUGGCUUUGUUCACCAGGAAAACUACUGAGGAGCGGAGUAGUGCUGAAGACAUUUCUCUGAAAGAUGGGUUUCUGGAGCUUCCACAUUUAGAUGACACGUAAAAUAAAAAUGUGUGGUGCUUUGCUCUAUUGAA
Messenger RNA from Dermacentor andersoni, 1661 nucleotides. RefSeq names its product S-adenosylmethionine sensor upstream of TORC1 (gene Samtor). The record is from RefSeq and is a predicted model, not a curated record. Lineage: Eukaryota; Metazoa; Arthropoda; Arachnida; Ixodida; Ixodidae. Gene Ontology annotation, biological process: negative regulation of TORC1 signaling.